UGCCUUGAUGGCGUUGAGGUUCUCCGCACAUUACGCUGGUCCACUCUUCUCGCAUGGUUGCUUCCAGACAUCCUCGCCCGGGACAAACAAACAAGUCGAACAAGCAUUCAGGGACAUCGACGCUACUCUUAGCCCACCCUUCUCUGCAGAUGCCAUUUGGGAGGCUCUAACUGCUUUGCGCGAUCAAGUUCUCGUGAGCAGGCAUCAAGGCGACAAAGCUUCCGAUGAGAUACGAGCCGUUCUCUUGAAGAAAGUCGUGCUGGGUUUGUACGCCAGAUCUCUGGACUUGUUUCUUGACGAGGCCAGCACCGCACAAGAAGACUCCGAAUGGUGGUCAGAAACCGAACAAUCUAAUCUGUCUGCUGCACUAUACUUAUUGCAGACAUUUCCUCAUCGUGUUUUGAAGGUGCUUCAAGUACUCAAAAUCCAUCAAAGCGUCCCUCAGACGUCGGCAUUGCAUCUUCCUCGCAUUCGCAGUAUUUUCUUUCCUAAGAAUCCAUGGCAACCUAGCGUAUUCAUGACCACAUUCUUUCCUCAUCUUGGAGCCAAUUCACCUACUUCGGUUCGCUCUCAUUCUGCAGGAUCCUUCCGCAUUGACUCUAGACGCCCUGCAUUGACGUACUUUGAAUUCUUGCAUGAUACGCUCUGCCGUUAUACAUCGAAGUUUAUUGCUAUUGUGACUUAUCCCCUUCGUUUGGCUCGCGAGGAGUGCUACAUAAAGCGCCGUGAAAACGAGAGGAUUCGUAAUGAACGAGCUGAAGUACUCGGGAAGCUCCUAGGAUUGCGGCCGAAGUUAACCUGGUUGUUGGACGCCCCGAAUGUUGAGGAAGAUGUUUCAGUCGACAGCGAGUUUCUCCUCGAGUUUUCAAACGCCGUCGACCCCACCACGUCCGACAGACUCUUGGAAAAUAGCGUGCCCUCGCUUCUUGAAGGAUUAUACAACGCGGUCUUUGUUACACAACCAGGGGGUCAUUCUUCGUACCUCAAUAGCGAGGACCUUCGACGUCCGUCGAAGCUUACUCUUCUGUGGCCACGGUUAUUGUUCCUACCACCGCUAACAUUGUACUGUCUCAAAAUUUUGUACGCAUCUCGAGCAUCACUAAUCGACAUGGCCCAAGACGCGAUCGAGACCUCGAAGAAUUUCCUUGAGGACUGGUUGUUAGAACCCCUCUAUGGGGUCUACCGGACUAUCAGGGCCGGUGGAGAUGAAGCUAUGAUCGUCCGACCGGAGUCCAUAGCUGCCGACUUCGAUUCUCUCGAGAGGAUGAGUCUUGCGUUGGCAGGAGAAAAACUAGGUUAUGAUCAACAGCAACUUGCUACUCUCUCACAGCAGAUACGACUUGGUGAUUUUACCCCGCUCCUUAAGAUUUACGAAGAAGAUAUCAAAUACCCCGUCAAGUCAGCUUUGACCGGGACUUUGCUGAGAUCCCUAUUCAUACAGGUACAGAAAGCAAAGGUCGACAUUGAUCAAGCUUUAGGAGGGAUCGAUAAAUUGCUCAAAUCCCAAGAACUGACCUUUGCUUUCGUUGGUGUUGCACCCGCGUUCGCGAUUGUAUAUACUGUAGGGGGCUCCCUCGUUCGACUCCUUUUCGGUAAACGUGCAAAAUAUGGCGGUAAACGCAAGAGGCAGAGUGUCUGGUUGGCAGUGCGGAGAAUCGAGCGCCUUCUUCUUUUCCAACCAAGGUCUUCGGGCAGGCACGGUGACGAAGAUCGGUCCUCAGAUGUCAUUCCACCACUAACCUCGGGAUUGCUUGUCCUAUCUCUGACACAUCUCCGCAAUUAUGCACUGACAUCCCUCCCUGCACGGUCGCAGCCGCGCGAAGGGUUCUUAGAGGAUGUUCGCGACCUUGAGGAUCCCAGCCUGGGACGGUGGGAGAAAUUGCGUGUACUGGACAGGAUGUGGAGAAACUGGGCGAAUGAGCUUGGAUGGCAACAAAUGGCUGGAGAGUCGGCAUCGUAGUCCGUCCAUCUUUGUACUGAGAUCUCCACUGCGCUCGUGAGUAGCCAAACAAAUGAUCCAUUACAUCCUAGGA
Molecule: messenger RNA, 2033 nt
Organism: Pisolithus orientalis
Lineage: Eukaryota; Fungi; Basidiomycota; Agaricomycetes; Boletales; Pisolithaceae
Product: NCA2-domain-containing protein
Exons: 5
Coding region: 8-1960 (650 amino acids)
Cellular component (GO): mitochondrial outer membrane
Source: RefSeq, a predicted model, not a curated record